Molecule: messenger RNA, 4012 nt
Organism: Haliotis rufescens (red abalone)
Lineage: Eukaryota; Metazoa; Mollusca; Gastropoda; Lepetellida; Haliotidae
Product: polypeptide N-acetylgalactosaminyltransferase 13-like
Exons: 10
Coding region: 1021-2688 (555 amino acids)
Cellular component (GO): Golgi apparatus
Source: RefSeq, a predicted model, not a curated record
CAGACCAUUGAGGUAUGACUACAGCGACGACCAAGUCAUAAAACUUCUAUCGAUUCUAUCGAUUAACUGAUAUAUCUAAAUUAAUCUGUAAAACCUGUCUAUGUGUGUUCUAAUUAUUAUGUGUAUCAGCACACACCAUGUUACAAUGUUAAAGUAUGUUUGUUCUAAGUAAUAACCGAGGAGGGAUCAUUCAUUGUGGAGUUUUUGUUGUUCCAACAUCUGUGCCUCGAGUUCCGCCAGCCGCCGUCAGCCCUGUAUGUCAAUGAGUAGUGCUUGCAGAAAGGGGACAUUGUACGUGUUGAUGGCGUACAUCCUGAUGCUGUCAACGUUGCUAUAUCCGAGGAAGGAGUUGUCUGAGGAGAUUACAUAUUGUGGUGGCUGGAACAGUAGUGCUGUAUACAUAUUGUGAUGGCUGGACAGUGAUGCUGUAUACAUAUUGUGAUGGCUGGACAGUGAUGUUGUCAUGGUCAAUAUAAUGUGGUUACUAUUGUAACACAGUGUCCCAGCUCGGCCACAUAACGGACUUGUGACACGCUGACCGACUUAAGGCAACUCCAAAAAGGAUGGAGACAUGCAUUGGGUGCACUGAGUAACAAGAUCACGUUCCGUUGAUGAACGUCAUCUACAUACCUUACGGCUCCAGCUACGUUUACAAGUUUCAAAAAUCAAUUUUACAGUGAUCGUGCACCCCGACUUACGACACAUGUUGAAACAGUUAACAUCUUCCUCCGGAGAACAGGUCUAGCCAUUGAGGUCUAUUGUGGUCAGGUGCUCUGAAUGCAUGGUUCUACCAUCAGUGGGCUUCGUCGUAUAUGCGCGAUGGGUUAUUGAACGACUACCGUAUUACAUAUUUGGAUCGUAUUGCUCCAAUUUAAAAUGAUGUCACGGCUACUGCCUUGAGGGAGAAGCACAAGCUUGUCCCUGAUAUUGAUGGUUUCAGCAGUAUGAAGAUGUAAGGAAUAAGAUAUCAUCAUCCUCAUCUUCAUCUUGGUCAGCUGUCUCUUGUGAUGGUAUAACAUCAUGAUAAACACCAUGAGGUUCCGUGCCAAAAUAUAUACACUCUUUCUCCAUGUGUUUCUGUGCGGACUUUUCUUCAACUGGAUACUCGGGUCUUUCAAAACGAAGGCACGUGCACCUGAUCCGAAUAAGGGUUUAGAUAUCCAGGUUCAGGGGUGGAAGAAUCCUGGUUUAAACGCGAAUGGGGAAAACGGGAGGGGCAUGACGUUUGUGGGGACGGAGCUGAAGCUGGCGGAGCAGUACAUGGAGACGUUUAAAGUGAAUGUUCUGGCCAGUGAUCUCAUCGGCCUCAACAGGAGCAUCCCGGAUACUAGGUUUCCAAGCUGUGGCAGCGUGAUAUACCCCGUGUCUCAGCUGCCAACAACCAGUGUCAUCAUCCCCUUCCAUAACGAGUGGCGCUCACUUUUACUGAGGACAGUCUACAGCAUCCUCACCAGGACGCCGCCAUCACUGCUGCAGGAGAUCAUCUUGGUGGAUGACGCCAGCAGUCUAGAUGUCUUGAAAAAGCCACUGGACCAGUACAUCGCGGACCAUUUCCAAGCCGGAAAGGUAAAGGUUGUGCGCAUGCUCGAGAGGGUAGGCUUGAUCAAAGGGAGGCUGAGAGGAUGGCAGGAAGCCAAGGGUGAUGUGCUCGUCUUCCUCGACAGCCACAUGGAGGUUCAAGUUGACUGGUUACCUCCCUUGCUCAACGAGAUCCGGAAGAACAAUAAGACGCUGGCAAUGAGUGUGCUGGACAAGGUGGAUGCUCGGACACUGCAGUACAACGUGGCUGAGGACAACGUGAUGAGAUACGGCUUUCAGUGGAAACUCGGGUUCUAUGGCCUCGGCUUCCGACCUGAACAACUAGGAGAGCAACGACACAGCCCAAGAAGGGGUGUGUCAAUGGUUGGAGCGGCCUAUGCUGUGGACAAGGCUUACUUCGCGGAGAUCGGUGCCUAUGACGAGGGGAUGCAGAUCUGGGGCGGGGAGAACAUUGAGAUGGCUUGGAGGGUGUGGAUGUGUGGGGGUCAGCUGCUGCACGUGCCAUGCUCGCACGUGGGUCACAUCGAGCGUCCCCAGCCUUACACCUUCCCGGGAGGGGGCAGGCACGAGAUCAAACUGGUCAAUUUUAAGCGUGCAGUAGAGGUGUGGAUGGGGCCGUACAAGAGAUUCGUGUAUCGGCAGUUCCCGGAGAUGGAGACCCUUGACGCUGGGGACCUGUCCUCCCGCCUGGCACUGAAGGAGCGGCUCAAGUGUCGGGAUUUCUCCUGGUUCUUACAGCACGUGUGGCCCGAGCUGCUGGUGUAUGACGAGGACGUCAGAGCAUGGGGGAAGCUGAAAAACGACCAGACCAUGACUUGCCUGGAUAAUCACAAGGGCCUGUACCCUGGGAGGGUGUUCAUGGAGCAGUGUAAAGAGGACCUCAAUACCCAGGGCUUCUCGCUGAUGCAUGACGGGCGUCUGAGAACAACCGUGCUGUGUGUCAGCACUGGAACUAUCAAAGACAGAGAGAGGCCUCUACUUAAGGAAUGUUAUAACCAACACAGCAUAUGGAAGUUGCACCACGAGACAAAAUGGUUGAGUGAAGAGGCAAGCGGUUUGUGUUUGGACGUGUUUAAAGGCUAUCCUAUAAUGGUACCAUGCGUCCGGAACAGCACGUCGCAACAGUGGACAUUUGACCACAACAAAUGACCUGACUGAGGGCCUAUAAAGACGGAGAGUUGUGAAACACCCGACAGGGUUUUUCCUUUAACUCAACUACAGAUGUAGGGUAUCAUGGUUAAGAGUGUGAGUUGGGUUUGACGUACACCAAUUUUGGCAAUGUUCAAGCCAGAUCACGCCGGGGACUUCAUACAUUGUACCGCGUGGGAAUCGAACCCAGACCUGUGACGUCUUCAGCAAACACUUCAACAACAAGUCAACAUGGUGAAGAUUGCAAGAAGGACCGAGGGGCUUUGUAAAGAGAUCUGAUCGGAUUGUUGGAAAGAAGAGUUGCUGUUAAUUUGCAAGACUUAUCUACAUACCCCGAACCUCCAAUACAAAAUGUACCUAUUUAAAUUGUUCAAGUAAAGGACGUUCGACAAGAUCCAGAUAUCUGAGAUUGAGGAAGAUCUGAAAGAAGCUAAUCGCCGAGUCCACGACAUACUUCCUUUGUUUAACGCGGCAAUCUGCAAAAUUACAAUGGUAACACCCCGAUCGGUCGAAUACCUAAAAUGAGUUUGGUCCGAUCGGCCGACAAAACGCUUCUCUCCCUUAUCCGUCAAGUCGACGUAGCCAGACAUGCAUGGUAACCGCUCAGGAUCUUCUUAUAUAUUUUGUUAGGGGUGUAAGACUAUAGUGAGUGAGUGGUGAUUGGCGAGGUUGCCCAAGUCGGAUUAUUUUAAAUUGGGUUAUCUUCACAUCUUUUUCAGAUAUCUUGUUAAAAGAGAAUAUGACAAUUUAUUGUUUUACAUUUAGUUUGUGAAUCAGUUUCCUGCAGUACAAACAUGUGAUAUGAACCUGUGAUUAUCCAGGUUAGAAUCGGUCUUCAACAACCCAUGCUUGUCGUAAGAGGCGGGAUCGGGUGGUCAGGUUCGUGAUCGAUGAUUGACAUCCUAUCCCAAUUUAGUAGAUCAAUGCCCGUGGUGUCAAUCACUGGAUUGUCUGGUCCAGACUCGAUUAUUUACCUAAUUGCCUAGCGAUUCUGUUAGUCACUUCUUACAAGCUGAAGACCAAUUCUAACGAAGACCUUCACAGGGGAGUGACAUAGUAUAUGUACAAUUAUAUAACAUGACAUUCAAGCAUGUUAGGAUGGAUAUAAAAAUUUGACUCAUCCAUUUUUUGGUGAUGAUUGUAACAGCACUCCAUAUACUAGUAACUGUACACGAUGUCAGAGGCAUUCAGUCAUAAGUUAUUUUGACUGUCAAUGUCAAGCUGUAAUUAAUAAAACGUGUUAUUUUGCUUUGACACUGUUUUAUCAUAAUCUGCAAUAACUGUCAUGCAAAUUGAUAAUAAAAACAAGAUGUUUGUUUAUUAA